This is a messenger RNA of Zootoca vivipara (common lizard), 5488 nucleotides long. Lineage: Eukaryota; Metazoa; Chordata; Lepidosauria; Squamata; Lacertidae. The record is from RefSeq and is a predicted model, not a curated record.
GGAGCGGGGUUGCCGGGUCUCUCGGGGAGGUUUUGGCAGGCGCGGGGCCUGGUGAGGGAAGAGAGCGGCUGUCGCAGGGCCAGCUCAGGGAUGGAGCCUCCGUCUCCAAAAGUUUUCAGCCUAGGAAGACAAACAUACACAACAUAAUUACUUCACUUCAGGGGAGUGUUUAGAUCCUGCUCUCCAAGACGACGCCCCAAAGCAGGUCUAAAGAAAAAUGAAUAAAACAAAGCAACCGAUUUUUAAGAAUUUGCCACCGGGGUAAAGAUUAAAGUGUGUGUGUGUGUGUGAAUGUAUGUAUUUUUUUCCCUGUUUGAAAAGUCCGCCCCCCCCCUCCAAAAAAGGAAAGCUUUUUCCUUUUAGCUUGCUUUGAUCGUGUGACACAAGGAUGUCUUGCUCUGCUUACAUACCUACUGAAUGUUGCAGCAGUGGCAGGAGGCCCUGGAGAGUGUCAAGAGGUGGCUGGGAGUGCUAUGGUUACUAUGGGCUCCACGUUAGGGGCCACAAGGCAGGGAUGGGGAAAGUUUUGUUUGCUUCAUUUCUACAGUCGGGUUGCUAUUAACGGCACAGGAGCAAAACCAGUAAAAGAAAGGUGGCAACACUGGCUGCUCUGGUGAAUAGUUUCCUUGGCGCAGAGGCUGUAAUUGUGGGACAUACUUUGCUGCAAGUUUGCACACAUUGAAAGAGUGGAAUAAUGGCUGUCUUUCCUUAAGUGAUCUAUUGAAUUUAAGUGAUCUAUUGAAUUUCCUUAAGUGAUCUAUUGAAUUUCCUUAAGUGAUCUAUUGAUCUUCCUGCUUGGCAGGGGGUUGGACUGGAUGGCCCUUGUGGUCUCUUCCAACUCUAUGAUUCUAUGAUUCUAUGAAUAGCUUCUAGGGGCUGGUUUGUAAUAUUUUGGUCUUACUUCUAACCCUUUGUAACCUUAACUAACCCACCUUUGCUGCAGAGAGGUGUGCCUGGUUGAUAACAAAGAGGGAAUUGCUGGACAACUGAGAAGAUCUUGCUUUGGGCAAGCAUUUGCCUCAAAUUUUCCUGCUACCUGUCAAGAUGAAGAUGUGUUGAAGCCCAAAAGGGGGCAGGGACCUCUUCAUUCUGCAGCGAUGGAUGAGGAGAGUUUGGAAGCAGCAAUCCAGACCUAUAAUGCCCAGCUGCAGCAAGUGGAGCUGGCUUUGGGAGCUGUGCCGGACCCAACACAGGAACCUGACCUGAUCCAGCUGCAGGCGGAUUUAAAGCAGCUGAUAGAACUGACAGAAUCCAGCCUGGUUUCUGUGAAAAAGAGCAAGCUCUGUGCAACUUUGGACCCAGGAACGCUCUCCACAUCUUCAUCCAAUCCUCUCCAGCCAGACAAGCCACUGAGCACAGAUGAUGAAUAUGCCGCUUUUAAGGAAGCCAUUGCUGAAACGGGUGGAGAGGAUGAGACCCCAGACGCUCAAGAUGUGGAGCAAGAAGGAGAGGAGGAGGAGGAGGAGGAAGAUGAGGAGGAGGAGGAGGAAGAAGCCAGUGGGAUGAAAGUGAAAGCCCCAUACUACAGUUCUUGGGGCACCCUAGAGUACCACAAUGCCAUGAUUGUGGGGAGUGAAUCUUUGGAAGAUGGAAGCCGUGGGGUCAGAGUGCUCUAUCUCUACCCCACCCACAAAUCCUUGAAGCCGUGCCCCUUCUUCCUGGAUGACAAGUGUCGGUUUAAAGAGAAUUGCAGAUUCUCCCAUGGGCAAGUUGUAUCUGUGGAGGAGCUGCGCCCCUUUGAGGAGCCCAACCUCAGCUGCCUUGCUGUGGGCUCAGCUUGCCUGGCAAGGCAUCAGGAUGGGAUCUGGUAUGCUGCUAAAAUCACAGACAUUGACAGCGGUUACUACACAGUGAAAUUUGAUUCGCUGCUCCUGAAAGAAGCAGUUUUGGAGGGAGACGGCAUCAUGCCUCCUCUCCGUGGCGAGGAGAGCUCAUCCUCCUCGGAGUCGGAAGGUGAUGAAGUGGAUGAUGCCGGAUAUGCCAAAGUUAUCGACUCCAGCACCCCUGAGAAUGGGGAAGGGACCUCCUCUUGCAGUUCCUCCUUCGGCAGCUGGGAGGCGCAUACUCGUGGCAUUGGCUCCAAACUCCUUGUUCAAAUGGGGUAUGAGUUUGGCAAAGGUUUGGGGAAGAAUUCAGAGGGCAGAGUGGAGCCAGUCUUAGCCGUUGUGCUGCCCAAAGGCAAGUCCUUGGAUGAGUGUGCCGAGAUCCUCCAGAAGAAGAGGGAGGGGAAGAUUGGUCCAGCCAAGCCCAGAAAACGGCGGGCGAAAGGCAACCAAGCUGCCCGGCCUACCCGGCAGGGCCCAAAGCCCUCCCGAAAUGUGUUUGACUUCCUGAAUGAGAAGCUUCAGGGCCAGGACCUCGGUGAGCAGGAGGCAGGGCUGGCGCCCCUAGAGAGGAGCAGCAAGGAGAUCUACCACGCCAGCAAGAGCACAAAGAAGGCUCUGAGCGUCCGCCUCUUCCAGAUGGUGGAGAAAAUCGACCAAACCCAGAAGGACAUCCGAGGGAUCCAGGAAGCCCUGGCACGCAACAUCGGGAGGCACACGGUUGCCACAGCUCAGCUGGAGGAGAAGCUUGCCGGAGCCCACAAGAGACUGAGCGAGCUGCGGGCUCAGGAGGCCAGUCUCCAGCGAGAGCAGAAGAAAGCCAACACGCACAAGAAAAUGACCGAGUUCUAGCCUCUCUUCUUCUCUCCCGCCCUUCAUCAGGCUGGGCCAUUUUCGCUGGUCUGGAAGCAGCCAUGCUAUUCUACAAGUGUGGAGGGAGGGAGACCUUGCUAUCUCUUGAGCUGGCAGACAGGCUAGUCCUGCUCUUGCUUCGUCCUGGCUGCACAGCAGGGCUGAGAAACAGGUGCUGAGGAUGAGGUGAGUGGCCCAGAGCCGUGGACACCUUAAUGCAAAGGUAGCCAAUGUGGGGUAUAAUAGGUGUCUCUGGGCUCAAGCUCCUAUAAUCCCUGACAGGGCCUGAUGAGUGUUGGCAGCUUGGCAACAUCCAGAGAGUGCCAGGUCAUUGCCUCUCUUUUGUUAUGCAUAAUUGGCUUCCUAAAGAGAAAAGCUGCAAGGUGAUGCACCUACUUGGAGCUGCAGAGAACGUUAAUCAGGCAUGGGAGCCGCUAGCAGAAUCCUGCCCUUCUCCUGGCCAUUUCCCUGUCUGUCUCCGGCUCUCUCCAUCCUUGCCUCCCAGGAUUCCUUGGCAAACUUCUUGAUGGUGGGUGAUCUCCCCAUCCAACUUGCAGCAAAGAAAAGCACCAUGAGAAGAAGGAAGAGAGAGGGUGGUGCUGUGCCGGGUUCUCUAGCACCCGUGCAGUCCUCCUGAUUGGCGGAAGGAACUGCUGCAGCAUCGUGCGCGGCAUCCGCACCAAUAGUCAGGUGCUAGAAGUGUGGCAGUGUUGCCUCCCUGUGCAACUCCUGGGCAGGGAGGGUUUAACAGCCAUGUGAAAAGAAGCUCGGAGGACGGCUGGUCGUUCUCACUGGCCCACACCAGCAGCAGUUCAGUUCUUUGUGGAUUCUUGGCCUAUAGUCCCCUGUGCUCUGUCACAUCCAAUCCCGGCAAGUUUGAAGGCAGAACCGCCCCCCAUAAGGUCUCCUUAAAUCAGAGGUGGGGAAAUCUGCGUCCGUCCCCAUGUUGUUGGGACUCUAGUUCCCAUCAUCCUUGACCACUGGCUGUGGCUAAUGGGAGUUGGAGUCCCAACAACAUGGGGAUGGCCACAUGCUUUGCAGUCUGAAACGGUGUGCAAAGCUGGUCACGUGUGGCCUCCAGGCGCAGGCUGGGCCUGCAUUGCCGCGCUCCCAAAUCUAGCCUGGAAUCCUAUGGACGGGGUGGAGGAAGGAGUACAAGAGGCUUUCAGGUGAUGUCUACCCCCACCCCAGAACAACAACCACCAGGUGGUGAGUUCUUCUGUGUUCAUGCAACCCCCUUCUGAAGUAUCUGCCUUCAGAUACUGACAGCAGAGCAGAGAAAAGCCACUCUCAUUCUUGCUCACCCCUGCAGCCCCACGGGAGAGAUAGCAUCAGAGAAGUGGGUAAACUGUUUGGUCUCAGGAAGAAUGCUCUGCUGAGCUGUGCGGUGGUGAAGAACAAUGGUGGGUUCUGUGUUUCGGGGCAGGCUUAGACAUCUGUGUAGCUUCCUGUGCAUGUUUCCUUUCAGGUUGGUAAAGAUUAUUUUGAGUUAAAAGAACAAUUGUCAUGCUGGCUCCUUUGCUUUCUGGGUCUUGGGAGUUUCCUUUCUGGGUCUUGGGAGUUUUUACGUAGCUCAGGUUCUAGUGUGUGUGUGUGUGCUUUUGCAUGUAUGAUAUACGAUGCAUCUUCAUUUGCAGUCGGGUUUGCAAAAUAUAAUUCCCCAGCAAGGAAGUGGUCUGGUUUUCUUCAGCUGUGCCUGGGCCAUCUAAUAGAGAUAAAUCUACCCUGUAAAAAGCACUGGGGGCCAGAAGAAGAGCAGCCACUCGGUUUAAAUUCCUGUUACAUCCCUCCCCCCACAUCCUUGAAUUCUGUUAGAGAGGCAUCUUGUUCUCCUUCCAUUUCCCAUUUCUAAAGGAGCAAUCUUUGGCGAUCCCUCAUAGCCAAGUAAGAUUGUCUUUCAUAAACAUGGUUUUAACAAUGGGUCCGUAAGUGACUGUGGAGGCCAAUUCUGGAUCCACACGUCCUUCCACAGUAGGGACAUUGGUUUCCGGGUGGGAGUUGAACACGGUGUGGAUUUGCCAAGCGUGCCUUCCUCUUCGCACGUUUCUCCCUUGCGUCCUGAGUUUGAGUGUUUUCAAAGCCCAUGACACCUUUGGUAAAGUAAAGGAGGAAUAGUGACAUAGAGACAAACGUAAGGAAUUCUCUCCUAAUCUGCCCAUUAAAAUGUGCUGUAUUUGUGCUAGGUGCCAAAUCCCACCCUGCUGGGUACAAUACGUUCAGCUCCCUGUUUAAAACAGGGUGGGGUGUUAUCCUCAGUAAAUCUGAAAAAGCUACUCCUUUGCUAGGGUGACUGGGUCUUGUCAGGUUCUUCAACACACCGGCGUUCUUGUUUAAGGCUGCAAUGCUUGUUUUGCUUUAAAAAAAAAAUCUAGGACUAAGAACCACUGAAUCCAGUGGUGCUUAUUCUAAGCAAAUGUGCUCAAGGUCGGGCAGUACAGAUACGCACAUGACAGCAGGUUCUGCGUCCGGGUCCACGUAAACCACAGGGCACAUGCUAUGCCUGAAGCAUCGUGGAAGGUUGGCAGCACCAGCUUCUCCUGGUCUUAAAUGCUGAGCAGGUUUCCAGUUCUCAUGGGGGGGGGGGGGAAGGCUAGCCAGACGAAGCUCCCAAUUGGGGAAAGGAAGCAAGAGUCCUGAUUCCCCAGGUUUUGUGCCAGUCAUAAUUCACUCCUUAGACCACCCUCACUUGCUACCCUUAGUAAGUGGGAACUAAAGGUUAUUUUGUCUGUCUGUUAGUUAUCUAUUCCUUACCAAAAAAAAAAGAACCAAGAUCUGGAAAGGAACCUCAUAUUUUGCAUCCAAAAUAAAGUUUU